This is a messenger RNA of Cryptomeria japonica (Japanese cedar), 2113 nucleotides long. Its product is annotated as transcription factor E2FB. Gene Ontology annotation, molecular function: DNA-binding transcription factor activity, RNA polymerase II-specific; RNA polymerase II cis-regulatory region sequence-specific DNA binding; protein dimerization activity. Gene Ontology annotation, biological process: regulation of transcription by RNA polymerase II. The transcript has 14 exons. The record is from RefSeq and is a predicted model, not a curated record. Lineage: Eukaryota; Viridiplantae; Streptophyta; Pinopsida; Cupressales; Cupressaceae. Bases 344 to 1579 code for a protein of 411 amino acids. Gene Ontology annotation, cellular component: RNA polymerase II transcription regulator complex.
UACAAGAAGACUAAAAGGGCGCCCCCUUCUCCCACCAAAAUAAAAUAUUAAAAAUAGAAAUUCCUUCUCUUCCCUCGCCCGCCCACUUCACAUUUGUCUGAACUCAAUUACUAUAGACAUUCAAACCCCCAUGCAAACCUAAAUGCUAUUACUACUGAAUGCAAUGUGGGUGCGCGCCUCUUAAUAACCGAACUGGAUUCCGAGGGCGCCCAAAUGUUCGAAUGAAGAUUUGUUUAAAGAGGAAUUUAAAUCUGCCUCCACGAGUCUAUAUAUUGAGGGCUUGAGAUGGAGACAUUAUCAAAAGUUUUACAGUGACUGGUCAGGUGAAACAAAGGACCAUGAGAUGGAGUCCAAUGACUUGAUGUUAGAGAAUGGAUGUACAGAAGACACAAGUACUAGGAUUGCACCCCCCUCAGGCAUAGAUGGUAGGCGUUACAGCCGGCCUAAGCUUGCAAAGCGUAUGAAAAAUGUUCCUCAGACACGUGGAUCUAACAUAUGUAAUUAUCCUUUGGGCAAAGCUCCUACUUCCAUCAGCAGUUGUCGCUAUGAUAGUUCGCUAGGUUUGCUAACAAAGAAAUUUAUUAAUCUAGUCAAGCAAGCUGAUGAUGGCAUUCUUGAUCUCAACAAGGCUGCCGAUACUUUGGAAGUUCAAAAGCGCAGAAUAUAUGACAUAACAAAUGUGCUUGAAGGCAUAGGUCUUAUUGAGAAAAAGCUGAAAAACAGAAUUUGCUGGAAGGGCCUUCGUGCAUCGGGACUUGGAGAUGUUGAACAUGACAUGACAGUUCUUCAGGCUGAUGUUGACAAUCUCUACGUUGAAGAAUGCAAUUUAGAUGAACGUAUCAGAGAAAUGCAGGAACGAUUGAGGAGUUUGAGUGAGAAUGAGAGUAAUAGAAGAUGGCUUUAUGUUACAGAUGAAGACAUCAAGAACUUACCUUGCUUUCAGAAUGAAACACUAAUAGCAAUUAAAGCACCUCAUGGAACCACUCUUGAAGUACCAGAUCCUGAUGAGGUUAGAUUCAUGCUGUUGAAUUUACAUGAUAAAGUAUUGCUUCUAAUUAAAAUCAUAUUCACAAGUCUUGAAAGAUGUCCUCUCUGUCAAUACUACCUGCAGGUUGUAGAGUAUCCACAAAGGCGUUAUCAGAUUCUUUUACGAAGCAGUAUGGGUCCAAUUGAUGUAUAUCUUGUAAGCCAAUUCGAGGAGAAAUUUGAAGAGAUGAAUCCAGUUGACAUACCAGUGGGAUCUGUUCCAUUGAGGACUGGCCCUGCUGAAGAUUUACCUAUAAUGCCAGGAAGUUCUAUUUCUGUUGAUUCGGAGCAGCAAGGUCAUGAAACCCAGAAAUUGUCUUCAGAAUUAAAUAUCCCCCAGGAUUUUGGAAGUGGAAUUAUGAGAAUAAUUCCAUCAGAUGUUCAUAUUGAUACUGAUUAUUGGCUGCGCUCUGAUCCUGGGGUUGGCAUAACGGACAUGUGGAGAACUGAAUCUAAAUCUACAUGGGAUGAGGUGAUGGAACUUAAUUCAACAGACUUUGGCAUUGAUGAGUGCUCUUGUCCUCAGACUCCUCCAAGCAGUAGUGUAUCCUAAAUUCCAGAGAUUUUUUUACAGGGCAUGCUGAAUGCAUAGGCGUUGAAUCAACUUUAUCACCAAAGUUGUGUAUUAGCAAGACUACAACAGGCAAUUUGGUGCUUUUGGAACAGACUUUUGAUGAGUCAAGGUUAGGAAAAAUCCUAUUCAUAUUCUGAGGAUCUCGGAGGCAAAAUAUAGUCGUAGAGCUCUCAUUAAUAAUCUCAACACCAUGUUGCACCAUGUUGAGCAGUUGCUAUAAAAUGAAAACUAAAAAAUUGUACUUCUGUUGUUUUAAUGAAAUUAUCUAUUCUGGCAAUCAAUGGAUGUCGAAUCCAUGGGCCUGGUAAGUACCCAUGUUAUUCAUCUUUGGAUUAAUCUCUGUACUUUUGAGUUCAAUUGUGACUGUUGUAUAGUUAGUGACAGUACUACCCUCAGCACCAUGCCGAAGAUCUAAUCAUUGUGCCCCAUUUGUUGGACCAACCCAGGUCUUUGUAAAGUACUUUAAUUCCACUUUAAACAAUAUUUAAUAGCAAAUUAAACAGUUUGAGUUAA